CGGGUCCCCGGCGCGCCGCCUUUCCCCGGGGCUGAGCCCGCGGUGUCACGGCCUGCCCCGUUCCAGGUGCCCCGCAAGGGCAGCGCCGUGGGGAUUUACACUUGGCGGCACCGACGGCCGAGCCCCUCGCUCACACGGGCCUCUACAAAUCCGCAGUGAGCCCCUGGUACGCCGCUCCCAGCGUCUGCCGUGGGCUAUUUUAGGCUAUGCUGCCCUAAAUCCAUAGGCCUGUAACGCAGAAAUGACUCACGGAUUUUAAAGAGGAACGCUACCAGAAAGACACUCCAUGCUGCCCCGCCAUGUGCAGAGGUUGGGCAGAGACUGGAUCACCCACUGGAAUGGCUCCCAGAUACUUGCCUUGAACAGCCCAGUUUCCAGCUGUAUGAGAUGGGCCGGACAUUAUCCUCCCUGGGCCUCAUUUCCACUCCCCAUUUCAGCUGAUUUUUCAGCAAACUGGAGAGCCCCUCCAUUUUUUGGACCUUGGAGACAAUUUCAGAACUCUAAUUGGCAUCUUGAUAACUACACACAAAGUUGUUGCUUUCAUCUACCCAACCCCAGUAUGAAAUCCGAGAGAGAAGAACCAUUGACAAAGAAGAGAAGACUCAGUGGCCAAGAUGAUACUUCGACUCCUGAACAACAAACAGACUUGUCUAAUCAGAAAGAAGUAUCUUGUCUUUCUGUAGCACAGAAUGAAGAAAAACAUGGCAGCAGGAAAGGAACCAUCAAAAGACACUGGGAAUAUUUCUGUCAGCAGAGUAGAACAAUGAAAAUUGCUAAAAAUAAAGGAUCUGACCAAAGCAACACAGGAAGUGAGGCAACAUUUGAUUUUACAGUCAUGUCCUACAAUAUUCUCUCACAGAAUUUGUUAGAAGACAACUCUCACCUGUACAAACACUGCAGGCAGCGAUUGCUAUUCUGGACAUACAGAUUUCCCAACAUCCUACAAGAAAUCAAAGAGCUGGAUGCAGAUGUGCUCUGCUUACAGGAAGUCCAAGAAGACCACUAUAGAACAGAGAUCAAAUCAAGUUUGGAAUCCCUGGGGUAUCACUGUGAGUAUAAAAUGAGGACAGGCAGAAAACCUGAUGGCUGUGCCAUUUGCUUCAAAACUUCCAAAUUUAGCCUGAUUUCCUCAAACCCAGUGGAAUUUUUUCGCCGUGAUAUCCCACUCUUGGACAGGGACAACAUUGGACUGGUGUUGCUGCUGCAGCCCAGAUUUCACUGUAAAGCCAAUGCUGCCAUCUGUAUUGCCAAUACACACCUGCUGUACAACCCAAGGAGAGGGGACAUCAAACUGACCCAGCUUGCAAUCCUCCUGGCAGAGAUUGCCAGUGUGGCCCCUCAGAAGGAUGGCUCUUUCUGCCCAGUUAUCAUCUGUGGGGACUUCAAUUCUGUUCCUGGCUCGCCAUUGUACAGAUUUAUAAAGGAAGGAAAGUUAAAUUAUGAAGGACUUGCCAUAGGGAAGGUCUCUGGACAAGAACAGUUUCCACGGGGACAAAGAAUAUUAUCUAUUCCAAUUUGGCCAAAAAAAUUAGGUAUUUCACAAAACUGUGUAUAUGAAAUAAAACAGCAACAAAAGGAAGAAAAUGCAGAAGAAAAAUUGAAAGCGGCAAAGUCAGACAAUGCUCAGGAGAUUGUAAUAGCAUCUGAAAAAUUAUCUUCGAAAUUGCGGCACCAUUUUAAAUUGUCUUCAGUCUAUUCUCAUUACUUCCCUGAAACUGGGAUCCCAGAAGUGACAACUUGUCAUUCCCGAAGUGCUGUCACCGUGGAUUAUAUUUUCUAUUCUGCAGCAAAUGAUGCUACUGCUGACCAGCCAGGAGCAGAGGAUUCUUUUUGUGGAGGUCUGAAACUUCUUGGCAGGCUAGCACUUCUAACAGAGAAAGAUCUUUGGACUGUUAAUGGUCUUCCCAAUGAAAAUAACUCUUCUGACCACCUGCCACUGCUAGCAGAGUUCAGGCUUAUUGAGCGGUGAUAUCCAAAGGACUUGUGGUGUAGGUAAAGUUCCCUUUACCUUUCCUCUCAUGGGAUGAUUAUUAUUAUUUUUUUAAAAGGUUAAUUCAAGCACUGCUGGUCCAGUUUAAAUAAGCUUUCCUGCAUGCUGACUUAUUAGUGCUGUGUAAAGUAGACUUUCUAAAGGGACUUCCUUUUUUUAAAAAAAAAAAAGUUUCAUUUACUUUAUGAAGUCUUUUAGGGAGAAAAAGGAUUUUACAUUAGCUUCCUCUCUGAUAAAGGAAAACAUCUGUGCCAGACUCCAAAUGGCAUUAUUUUUCAUGAAUAUGUUGUAAAUUAUUUUUAUUGUAAAUCACAGUAAAAAGGACUAUUCUGAGAA
This is a messenger RNA of Lonchura striata (white-rumped munia), 2326 nucleotides long. Lineage: Eukaryota; Metazoa; Chordata; Aves; Passeriformes; Estrildidae. The record is from RefSeq and is a predicted model, not a curated record.